Molecule: messenger RNA, 1413 nt
Organism: Argentina anserina (silverweed cinquefoil)
Lineage: Eukaryota; Viridiplantae; Streptophyta; Magnoliopsida; Rosales; Rosaceae
Product: transcription factor bHLH80-like
Exons: 5
Coding region: 576-1244 (222 amino acids)
Biological process (GO): regulation of transcription by RNA polymerase II
Cellular component (GO): nucleus
Molecular function (GO): RNA polymerase II cis-regulatory region sequence-specific DNA binding; DNA-binding transcription factor activity, RNA polymerase II-specific; protein dimerization activity
Source: RefSeq, a predicted model, not a curated record
AGGGCAAGAAAACCAAAUCCCAUUUUCACAACCCCCUUUGAACUAACUCUUACCACUCCGAUCCACACGUCCACCCCACGCGCCACUCCUCGCCUCACCUUUCUUCGCAUUGAAGACACCGUUUUGGUGAGCCCAGUAAACGAUGACGUCGUGACAUUCCACCCCUCUCAAAACCGCGCCGGAGUUUACAUGUUACCCUCACGUUACGUGCACGUCAGUAAGGGGCAAUUAAAACCCCACUUAAUCACCGUCCAGACUCUUCACUUUCACCAAGCCCCAUCGACGGCGGAGAGUGAAGGUACAGAUGCGGCCGUGGUAGCGGAGAAUCACCCUCCGUGGGGUUUCUUGAUUUGGCGCAAUAUAGCUCAGAGACAACAGAACAAAAGGAUCAGAAGUAAUAAUAAACCAUCUGAUAUUGUCUGCCCUUCAAAACCAACACACAGUGUAGUGAAGCCUCUGUCUCUCUCUCUCAGUCUCACCUUCCUCAUUAGGUUUCUUCUUCUCCAUUUUUGUAGAAUCAAACUAGAAACUAUUUAUAUAGCAGUUUAGGGCAGCGUUGGGGUUGAGGAGGGCAGAUGCAACCGGCACCCGGCGGAAGUGGAGAAGUGACUCGAGGAGGGCUCAGCCGGUUCUGCUCGGCCCCGGCGUCAUGGUUGGAAGCCCUACUUGAGGACGAAGAAGAGGACCCUUUGAAGCCUACACAGUGCCUCACCGACCUUCUCGCCGAUAACUGCGGGGGGCCCACUUCAUCAGUUGGGUUCGGUUCGGAUGUGGUCGGGGAUCCAUCUGGUGCGUUUUUGAGACAGAACAGCUCUCCGGCUGAUUUUGUCGGGAAUUCGAGUGAUGGGUCGGAAGGGUUUUUCUCCGGACGGUUUGGGAUUCCGGCCAGCCUCGACUACGGGUCGACCAACCCCAAUUUCAGCAGCGUUUCUUCGUCUUCUUCUUCGGCUAAUAAGCGGGUUGGGGAGAAAUUGGAGGAAGGUGGAUUUGAGGAGUCAGGGACUUUGAGGAUCAGGGCAAAGAGAGGUUGUGCUACUCAUCCGAGGAGUAUUGCUGAAAGGGUCAGGAGGACUAGAAUCAGUGACCGGAUAAGGAAGCUUCAGGAGCUUGUACCCAACAUGGAUAAGCAAACUAAUACCGCGGAUAUGUUAGACGAGGCAGUGGAGUAUGUGAAGUUUCUACAGAAGCAGAUUCAGGAACUCUCAGAGCAUCAGCGCAGGUGCAAGUGCAUAUCUAAAGAAUAACCAGAGGUAUUCAGAAUUGCACCUACAGUUUAGUGUAAUUAUUAGAUUAUUCAAAUUUCAGCCGAGGUUCGUUAUGAUGGUUGUUGAUUAGAAAAACCUUGUAUUUUUGAGAUACUCUAUAUUCUGUAACAUUCUUCUACAAUAUAUAGAUGUAAGGCCAUACCUAGAA